Malaya genurostris is the source of this 3977-nucleotide messenger RNA. It is a transcript of the gene Maf1, whose product is annotated as repressor of RNA polymerase III transcription MAF1 homolog. Gene Ontology annotation, molecular function: RNA polymerase III core binding. Gene Ontology annotation, biological process: negative regulation of transcription by RNA polymerase III. The coding region runs from base 1112 to 1798 and encodes 228 amino acids. NCBI's taxonomy places the organism in Eukaryota, Metazoa, Arthropoda, Insecta, Diptera, Culicidae. The transcript has 3 exons. The record is from RefSeq and is a predicted model, not a curated record. Gene Ontology annotation, cellular component: nucleus.
CUCUCCAAUCGUUCGCUGAUCGCAACACCAUUUCAGUCAAACGUCUCAAGUUCUCAGUCUAUUAAUCGGUUUUAUCGAAACGAAAAUAGCUUCGAACCAGUGCAAAAUCUGUAUAAAAGUGUUUAAAGUUAAGGGCAAAGUGGAGUAUAGUAGUUUUUCUAUACACUGGCAGUAAAUUUCUGUGGAAAAACUAACAGUUCAAAGUUUUAAAGUAAUUUUUGUAGCUGGUUCGCGUAGCUAAGAAGCAAAAAUGAUGGAAAAAUAUAAGUCCUCUUUGUACAUCUAUAUGUAGCUGUAGUGGAUGGUUGAGCUUCGACAACAUUAAUAAUUGUAUGCGUGUGUCUUUUCGACGCGAACAUUAAAUUGCGUGUGUUGACAAAAAUAUGCUUUGAUUGUGUAGGUUUAUUAUGACCGAACGUUAGAAGAGGAGUGAAGACGCCAGUCUAAACUGACUAGAGGCAAGCAUAAGUAAGUGUGUGAACAUCAUACAAUUCGACGCAAGUUUCCCAUUGAGGAAGUGAAGGAUAUCAUUGCAAAACCCGUGCCCUUCGUAACAUUUCAUACAAGGAUAGACUCGAGAAGUGCAUAUACGCUGAAAGUGAAAAUUUAUCGUAUCAACUUUCGAUUAACUGCUACAGCGGUUUUGUUAAGUUUCGACUGAUACGAGUUGUAUUAAAUGUGCCCGCAGCGAACGCAGCUUUAUAGCAGUCGCCGAAUCGCCAGUACAAAGAUAUUGAAAAAGAGACUCUGUGUACACCCAACGACCAUGUUCAGAAUCGCUCGAGUCAACAACAGCUUAAUAAGAGAGAGGUCACCCAAAAUGGUCAAGUACUCAGUUCCACAGAUCGUCAACGCGUUGAGUGCGCAUCACUGUUAAGAUCUAUCUCCGCUGUGUGGAGUAUUUUUGUGUUAAAACAACACAUUAGAUUAGUCCUGUAAGAUAGAAAAAAGCAUCGUUUGUUGGUGUAGAAAAUUGUUCAAAAUAUAACGACUAAACUAUUUUACACCUUACAUAAGCAUAAAUUACACCAGAUUUGAUACCAAAUAGUAAAAAAUCGCAAGCUUGUCUAUUUCAUCUCAUCGUACGGAAAACUGAACCUACUGAAUUAAAAUGAAGCUACUGGAAAGCACCAGCUUUGAAGCAAUCAACAAUGCCCUUCAUAUCCAAACUGGCGACAGUACUAUUCAUGGGCGCAUUGAGAGUUACUCAUGCAAAAUGGCUGGAAACGACAAGGCUCUGUAUAAGCGGUUCACUUCCGAACAAGCGCCAACGGAUUUGGAGGCAUUAUCACCUCCUCAAACACUACAGGAUAUGUCACCCCAGUUACUGCGUAAUUCAUUGUCAGGAGACGAAGGACUAACACUCUGCGAUACUAUUUCACGUAAAACAUUAUUCUAUCUGAUUGCAACGUUAAAUUCCGCUUUCGAACCUGACUAUGACUUCAGCGAUGCUAAGAGCCAUGAAUUCAGCAAGGAACCUUCACUGCAGUGGGUUCUUAACUCAAUCGAGGGAAAUCUCUCUGCGGUUGCAGGUGAGCAGUACCAUAAGAUUCGCACUGCUUUGUGGUCUACAAUUGAGGAGGAAAUCUUGUUAAAUGAUUGCGACAUCUACAGCUACAACCCAGACUUGAAUUCAGAUCCAUUCGGGGAACCCGGUUGUUUGUGGUCAUUCAACUAUUUCUUCUACAAUAAAAAGUUGAAACGUAUCGUGUUCUUUACAUGUCGUGCAAUCAAUUCAGUCUAUGCCGAUUCAGGUUUCAGCAGUGAUUUUGCUAUGGAGGAUGAAGAAUGCUACUAACUCGAACAAUGUAGAAAAUUUUAUCUCUCCUUGACCCCGAAUGCUGAACGUUUGGUUUCGAAGACGAUGUGCAUGGAUACCAUGAUGAUUUGAUAUAUAACAAGAUAACUUGUUCCACGUUGAAUGUACCCACAGUAAUUUUGUUUCAUAUUUACUAUCAACGCUCUAGCAUGUUAGUUUGGUUUUGUAGGGGUCACCGAUUCUUCCCCAUUUUUUCAUCGUAACUAUACAAAAAUUAUGACAACAGUAAUUAACUAACUAUAAAUUAAUUAAAUAGGAUUACAGUAGAAAUACUAUUCAGACAAGUAGAGAAACUUUGAACAAUUUUUAUAACACCACAUAGCACAACACCGUUACGUGAAGGCAGGUGAGAGCUGCGAUGUGAGAAUUGACGUAACCGUGAGUGCGCGAUGCCGGCAAUAUGUAGCCAACUGGAAAAACAAAUGAGUUUUUUUUAGAUUGUUAGGACAUACAGAUAUUCAAGCACCUACAUAUUAUCUUCCAGCUGGAUGAUAAGUUAAGGUAGGUUUUGAUAUCGAGUAUCACACAAAAUAUUAUAGAUAACAUAUAUAAAUCAUUUGAGGUUGCAAUGGAGCGAAAUUUAUUCACAUGUCAGACCAAGUGUACACAUUGAAUUUUACUAGAUCUCGUAGUUGAAAGUGAACAACAAAGCAUAAAAGAUAUUUUAAAGAUUUGUCUAAAAUGAGUAGAUUUCGUUUCAUUUUGCAGCCACCAGUUGGUGAGAUUGCCCCUGUUUUUGUUUGCUAACGAGCUACUUUUCUUGUUAAGAGAAGGAAUGCGAACACGAGUGUUUUGUUUGGAAUAAUGCGAAAUUAGGGAAAAGGAACUAGAAAGGCUACACCCCAGAAUGAAACUGUUUUUUGAUGGUGCUCAACAUUCUGGUGUGGUAUCAGUUGGCAAACACUAACAGUAUUAAUGUACACUCCGUGGGAUAGGGCGGUAGAAUUUUCAUCUGUCACUGAUCAGUUUGAAAAAACUCAGUGGAAGAGCCGCACGUGAGAACUAUUUCAUUGACUGUACUCUGUGAUAUUAGUACAUAAGACUUGAAAAGAAGAUCUAUACAUUACAUUAUUUUCACGGAAAAAUGUUAACAUUGGAAUUUAUUAUCGUUUCACGACUAAUUGUAUCAAGUUUGUAGAGAAUUCUAUAAAGAGACGGUAGUUUAAGUCUUUUCUUUUAAUUUGGAAGAUAUGAUGUGCUAAAAUCUAAACUGAUAUAAAAAAUCUUUGCUAUAGUUGCACGAAAUACGUUCAGUUCAUCAUCUUCUUACUGAAGUACAAACAAUAUUUAAUGAAAAAGAAUUUUUGAAAUUUGAAUAAAUUAAAUUCGUAUUGCAAUAUUCAACAUACAAAACUUCACUUAAGAUUGUUUUCAUUUAUCACUAGUUUUAACUAUAAUUGAUGCAGUUCUGGAAAUUUGAGUAUCCAUUUAAUGCAUAAAUAGAAUAUAUAUAUCGAUAAUAACGAUCUCCUUCGAUUAAAGAAAAUUAAAUGGUCAAGUGAGACGCCUCAACUCUAAGUGCACAAUAUUUAAUGGUAUAAAAUAAAAGAAGUAAUAGCAGAAGUUCUCUCAAUUUCAACUAUUCACAAGAGUAUGAGGCGUUAGACUACUAGCGAAUGCAUCACGCGUUUCUAAAAAAUACAAGUUAAUAAUUUUUUUUCCAUAAUGCUGUAUUAAUGCUACGUCCUAAAAUGAUCUAUUACUAAAUAUAUCGUGGAAUCAUCUGAUUUACAAAAUGAGAAGGCAUCAAGAAAGGCUUAUGACAUAUUAUUCUGAGGUGCACCAAUUCCACGAAUUCAUUAUAAUAUUUUUCUCACUGAUCGAAAAAAAAGUUUAUUUAUAGAACAUCUGAUUCUGAUACUAUUCACAUUGUGUCUAGUUGCAUGUGUUUAAAUUUUUUUCAUAGUUUUGAUUACCUAAUUCAGAGUGCGUUUGAACACACUUUACGGAACGAUCUAGAAUGCACCUACCAUGCAAGGUUAAUCAUAAUAAAACACAAGACUUUGCUGUUCUAGCGUUGAGAGAAUACAGAAUAAAGUAAAUUUAUUGUUUUUAUAAUUAUCCCCGUGUAACUAAACUAGUAUUCUAAUUACGAUAACAUCAUUAUAUAAAACUUUAAUCAAGAAAAAAGUAUCAUAAUGGUUAGGUGAAUCAAAAA